AUGUGGCGAGACCGCACGAAUCUGUACAUUUCCUAUCGGCAAUCGUACGCGCACCAUCCAACGAAACGGACCAAAUACGGCGGUGCAGCCGGUGGGAACAGCUUUGGCGAAGCCUUUGGAGGAAGCAGCAGCUAUGCCAGCGGAAACGAUGACACACGCGGCCUCCUCUCGGCUGGUGCCUUUGAAGAUGAUGGGGACGCCGUUAUAGAGAUGGACCUCUUACCCCCUCGCUGGGCCGACAUAUCCGAUGAGAUUUCCGACCUACUCGCCGAUAUAGCCACCAAGAGCCAAGCGCUUGAACGCCUUCAUCAAAAACAUGUACUGCCCGGUUUCAACGACGAGGACACCAAGAAGGCCGAGGAGAGAGAGAUUGAGUCGCUCACGCAGCAAAUCACUAAAGGGUUCCACGACUGCCAUCGCUGCAUCCAGCGAGUCGAGCAGAUGGUCAGGGAGUCCAAACAGUCGGGAUCCAUCACCAAUGCCGAGGAAACGAUGGCAAAGAACAUACAAAUAUCGCUGGCAUCACGGGUACAAGAAGCCAGCGCGCUUUUCAGAAAGAAGCAGAGCGCAUACUUGAAGAAACUUCGCGGGAUGAGCGGCCUCAGCGGUGGCGGCAUAGCUACAGGAGAUAGGGGAUCAACCCCGCAACCCUCGAGCUCAUACAUGGACCCCUCAAUGCUUGAGUCUGACGCCGAUAGGUCCUUCUCUCAGUCAACUCUUCAAGCAACACAGCAGAAGCUUCUCCAAUCGAACGAUGCAGCAAUCAUUCAGCGCGAACGUGAGAUUGAGGACAUUGCGCAGGGCAUCAUUGAGUUGGCCGACAUUUUCCGCGACUUGCAGAACAUGGUCAUUGACCAAGGUACUAUGCUCGACAGGAUAGACUACAACGUCGAACGGAUGGCUACCGACGUGAAAGGGGCUGAGAAAGAGCUUGUUGUUGCCGCAGGAUACCAGAAAAAGACGACAAAGCGCAAGAUCAUACUCCUUCUUCUCAUUAUCAUUGCGGGUUUGAUCAUAUUACUAGUGAUUAAGCCAAAGAAGCACGGUGGCAAUGAGUAG
Molecule: messenger RNA, 1059 nt
Organism: Colletotrichum truncatum
Lineage: Eukaryota; Fungi; Ascomycota; Sordariomycetes; Glomerellales; Glomerellaceae
Product: t-SNARE affecting a late Golgi compartment protein 2
Biological process (GO): vesicle-mediated transport; vesicle fusion; intracellular protein transport
Cellular component (GO): SNARE complex; endomembrane system; membrane
Molecular function (GO): SNARE binding; SNAP receptor activity
Source: RefSeq, a predicted model, not a curated record